AUGAGCGUGUUAGUCACAAGGCAAUUACGGUAUAGGAAACUAGCCUUUCAUGUACGACUAUUCCAAACAUCCACAUAUACCUACUUUGCUCCCUCCAUAAUUCAGUGCAAUACCGAUUCUAAAUCGAUUUCUCACCAACCCCCAUACAAACGAUUCAAUAAAUUCAAAAAACUAUCCCGGAAAGAAGAAGCUGAACAGCAAAGGAUAGCUGCACGUAAUAGCCUCCAACAUUUGGACUUAAAGUACAAUAUAAUCACGCCAACAACAAAGAAAAUCUUGGAUGUUGGAUUUGCACCAGGUAAUUGGAUGUCUUAUAUUGUGGAUCGAGUGUGCCAAAUACAUGAUAUUGAAGAUACCAAGUUACACACAGUUGGAGUACAUAUCCUUGGCUUUGAUAUCCUAUUCAAAAGCCCACCGUUGGGUACGAGUUCAAUUCAAGGAAACAUUUUCUCCAAACUAAGUCACGAAAAUGUGGUACACCAUUUCCAAGAAGUUGCCAAUAAGCAAAAUCAAUCGCAGUUUCAAAAUGAAGUUGACAAUGACAUUGAUCACAAGUCGUAUUUUGCCCAAGAGAUUGAUGAAUCGCAAUUGACAAAAACUAUGGACCAAUUGACGAUAUCGGAAGCGUCAAAGUUUUCAAAAGACAAUUGGAAGUUGGAUUUGAUCAUUAGUGAUUUAGCACGUCCUGGUAGACAACAAAGUGGGUUUUAUGAUUAUACUGAAACAAAUCCCUAUCUACGAUACAACAACAAUAAAGGAUUGAACCAUUCAAUUGUCAACCCGCAAAAGGGUAAUUUGGUUUUGGCCGAUGGAGCAAUCAUGCUCAUGCAGAAAACAUUGCAACAAGGUGGCAAGUUCGUCUUGAAAUUGACCAGCAUAGACAAUGGAGAUGAAGAAAUCGCUAUGAUGAAGAAAAAGUUACAGAUCCUCUUUGACAAAGUACACGAGAUAAACCUAAUGCGAGAUUGUAUCUUCAUUUGUCUUGAUAAAAAAGGUGUAUAA
Lodderomyces parapsilosis is the source of this 1002-nucleotide messenger RNA. RefSeq lists its product as uncharacterized. Gene Ontology annotation, molecular function: rRNA (uridine-2'-O-ribose)-methyltransferase activity. Gene Ontology annotation, biological process: RNA methylation. The transcript has a single exon. Bases 1 to 1002 code for a protein of 333 amino acids. Gene Ontology annotation, cellular component: mitochondrion. Lineage: Eukaryota; Fungi; Ascomycota; Pichiomycetes; Serinales; Debaryomycetaceae. The record is from RefSeq and is a predicted model, not a curated record.